UGUGUGUUAUGUGUAUAUGGAUAAGUACAUGUAUGGAUACAAACAGAUACAGUAAUAAAAGAAGACAGACAGACACGCGUACACAGAGAAAGAAAGAAAGAGAAAGAGAGAGAGAGAAAGAGACAUAAACAGAUUAAUAAAAAUAUAUAAAAGUGUUGUGUGGUGGUGUAUAUAAAUUGUACCAUUAAUGAGCAUGGAAUGCCGAGUAAAUAUCCUACAUCUCUUGUGUGUGUGUGUGUGUAUGUGUAUGUGUAUUUUCGUGAAUUUUGAGUGUAUACGUGUAUUACUUUAUUAAACAAAGAAGUAAAUAAAUAAAUAAAUAAAUAAAUAUAUAUAUACAUAUAUACGUACACAUACAUACGUACAUUCAUACAUAUGUAACUAUACGACGACGAUAUUCGAAUGGAAUAACUUUCGAAGAAUAUCACCAAAGUGGACAUCGUGGAUGAAAAUAGAGCAUCUUCAAGGGAUUUUCAAUCGUGGGUGAUGGUACGCCGCACCAUUUUAUCGUCGUCAACAACGUUGUCGUCGUCGUCAACAUCAUCAACAUCGUCAACGUCGUAGACGUCUUAGUGCCGUCGUAACACGCCGUCUCGAAAGUAACGCCAUCGGGGAUCCAAAAAAAAAAAAAAAGAAAGAAGAAGAAGAAAGAAGAAAAUACGGAAAAUAAAAGGGAGACAGAAAGAGCACUAGCAACGAACAAUAACAACAAUAACAUCAACAACAAUAACAACAACAACAGCAAAAGCAACAGCAACUUUUAAGUGUGUCCGCGUGUGUCUUAUUUUUUUUUCCCCCUUUUUUUUUUUCCUUUUUUUCUUUUUCCAGUCGUAUUCGCAGUCUAUUACACAAUAUUUCAAAAAAAAGAUAUAUAUAUAUAUAUAUAUAUAUAUAUAUAUACGUACAUGCAUACAUGCAUGAACACAUACGUACGUACGCAACAUAUAUAUAUUAUCGCGUAGAAGUACGACAUGAGUCCUGUUGUAGGAGCCGCUACGAGAUUGACUAAUCGAAUAAACGGCAAUUAGGAAUACGUCGUGCUAACGACGCACGACGUAUCGAACGAUCUCUUGAUGGGAGGACGUAGAAAAAGACGAAGAUUGGCCACGAUCGAGAAAGGAGGAGUAUUAAUAAUAAUAACUGUGCUAGUGGUAACAGUCGUCGUUAUUCUUUUUCUUAUUAUUAUUCUUCCACAAUUAUUUGAAUCGACGUUGUCGUCAUUGUCAUCGUUGUCGUCGUCAUUGAUAAUAGAUUCGUCGAAGAAAUCAAUGAACAAAGUUUCUACGUCAACAAGAAAAACAAAAGUAACAACAACAACAACAACAACAACAACAACAACAACAAUAGCAAGAAGAAGAAGAACAACGACAACGAUAAAAACAUCUAUAAUAUCAUCCGAUUGUCCUAUCGAUGGAUUUCAAAUGAUUCAAAAAUCUAACGAAGAAACGUUCGAGUUUUUAACUCGGAAAACGUCGCAAUUAUUAUUAUUAUUAUUAUUAUUAUUAUUGACUUAAAAGUUCGCGUUCAUCGAUAAUAAUUUAAAUGGUGUAAUUGAGACAAGGAUGUACUCGAAAGAUCACUUUUCUUAAUAUAUACAUACAUAUAUAUAUAUAUAUAUAUAUAUAUAUAUAUAUACAUAUAUACAUAUAUAUAUAUGUAUAUGUAUAUGUGUAUAUAUAUAUAUUAAGGAUCCAUCAUCGAAGAGAAAGAGAAAGAAAGAGAGAGAAGAUCUUUUUUGGUCACGUUGAAAGGGGAGGAAAAAAAGAAAGAAAGAAAAUAUGUAUUCCUCAGGGCGCAUGCGCAGAAAGGAGCAUAAGCUCGAGAGUAGUAUCAUCAGUGACACUAUUGACGAUAGUAGUAGUAGUAGUAGUAGUACUAGUACUAGCAAUAGUAUUAGUCGUAGUAAUAGUAGCAGCAGCAGCGGUAGUAGUAACAGCAAUUGGAAGAAGAAGACGUCGACGACGACGACGACGACGACGACGACGACGACGACGAUAACAACAUCGACGACGAUAACAACAUCGACGACGACGACGUCGACGACGACGACGACGACGACGACGUCGACAAGGAAUACAACAAGCAUCAGAGUUACAUUUGCCGAUCAGCAGCGGGCCUGUUGUCAACGUUGUUGUUGUUUAUCGUCGAGUUUGAUUAACAAGUGUAAAGAGUAUAACAUUGAUAACGACGUGGACUCAAUGAGAACUUGUGUUCUUUGUGAAAGGUUACAUGGAUCAUCGUCGUAUGAUCGAGAUGAUCUCGGUCGGAUCGACGAUCGUUUUCCUUCUCUUCCUAUUCCAUCAUCAUCAUCAUCAUCAUCAUCAUCUUCUUCUUCUUCCUCUUCUUCAUCUUCAUUAUUAUCAUCAUCAACCUCGACGUCGUCGUCAUCACCAUCUUCUUCUUCUUCUUCUUCUUCCUCCUCUUCCUCCUCCUCCUCCUCCUCCACCACCUCCACCUCGUCAUCUUCCUCCUUUUCCUCCUCUUCCUCCUCCUCGUCGUCGAAAUAUUUUAAUUCGUAUUCGAAGCCAAAGUAUUACGAAGUUUCGUCGAAGAGGAUUAGAAAGGAAGAUAAGUGGAUAACGGGGGAGAAUAAUAAUUGUUGGAUCGAUAAUCCUGGACAAAAUUCGAGAUUGGCCUCGAGUGUUGUACGGUGGACGAAGAAUUUGUGUUAUUGGAGACUAGCUUUCAGUAUUGUCAUUUUCCUAGCUCUCAACUUCCCGCCUACUGCUUUGGCCGGUUUUCAAGGGAAAACCUCGAUUGGUAACAUCAAGAAGGACGGUGUGUGCCAAAGUAUAGACAUAAGGAACAGCGUGAAUCAAUUCUCAAGACUGCAAGGAUGUCGAGUAGUCGAAGGAUUCGUCCAAAUUCUACUAAUCGAUCACGCCGAUGAUUCGGCCUAUGCGAAUCUCACGUUUCCAGAUUUGGUAGAAAUAACAGAAUUCCUCGUUUUAUACAGAGUAAAUGGACUACGAAGCGUCGGCCGUCUCUUUCCAAAUCUGACAGUUAUUCGAGGUCAUUCUCUAUUUAUUAAUUAUGCUCUAGUUGCAUUUGAGAUGAUGCAUCUACAAGAAAUCGGUCUUCAUUCAUUGACCGAUAUUUUACGUGGUUCGGUACGUUUCGAAAAGAAUCCAGCGCUUUGUUACGUUGACACCAUCGAUUGGGAUGUCAUAGCCAAAGCUGGAAAAGGCGAACACGUCAUAUCGGGAAAUAAACCAAAGAAUGGCUGUCCGAUAUGUGAAAAAAAUUGUACCACCAGAUUGACUAAGCCCGAUGAAACGCUUUGCUGGAAUCGACAACACUGCCAACGAAUAUGUGACAAAAGAUGCGGAGAUCGUUCCUGUGAUGCUUCAAAUCACUGCUGUCAUCCGUCAUGCUUGGGUGGUUGUACGGGAUUAACAGCGAAUCAUUGUAAAGUCUGUAAGAACGUUUUAGUAGGUGGUAAUCAAUGUCAAAAUCAUUGUCCAAAUGGUACAUAUGAGUUUAUGAAUCGUCGUUGCAUCGGUGAGGAUGAAUGUCGUCAAAUGGUAAAGCCAAGAGAGGCAUUAAGUAUCGUCAAAGAUAAUCCUUACAAACCAUUCAAUGGUAGUUGCAUUAUCGAAUGUCCUGCUGGUUAUAUGGACGAGGAGAUAAAUAAUAAAACAUCAUGUAGAAAAUGUAAAGGGCCAUGUUUAAAGGAAUGCGCUGGUACUAGCGUUGACAGUAUUGCUUCGGCUCAGAAAUUACGUGGCUGUACUCAUAUUACCGGUAGCCUUGAGAUUCAGAUAAGAGGCGGUAAAAAUAUUGUCAAUGAGCUAGAGGAUAGUUUGAAUAUGAUAGAAGAGAUAGAUGGUUAUUUGAAGAUCGUAAGAAGUUUUCCAUUGAUAUCAUUAAACUUUUUAAAAAGUCUUCGAGUUAUAAGAGGUAAUUAUUUGGAUAACAGUAAAUAUACGCUCGCCGUUUUGGACAAUCAAAAUCUUCAAGAACUUUGGGAUUGGAGUACUCACGGUGAGAUUGGUAUAUUGUCCAAGGACGGUCCAGCUAAAGUCUUUUUUCAUUUCAAUCCAAAGCUAUGCUUUCAUAAGAUUGAAACGCUUAGAAAAAAGGCAGGUCUACAAGAGUUUACGGAUCUUGAAGUAGCACCUAAUAGUAAUGGCGAUAAGGUAGCUUGUAAUGUUACCGAAUUGAAAACUAUUGUAACAAAGACAACGUCGGAUGCAGCAUUGAUAGAAUGGGAACAAUUUACUCAUCAUGAUCCAAGAUCAUUAUUAGGAUAUGUCGUGUAUUUCAUCGAAGCACCAAAUGAAAAUGUAACGAUGUACGACGGUAGAGAUGCUUGCGGUGGUGAUGGUUGGAGAGUUGACGAUGUUUCCGCUAUCGAAGGAUCAACCAAACCAAUAACCACCAAUUAUACAGAACCUGAAAAACCAAGUUACCUCUCGCAUAUUUUAACACAAUUGAAACCAUUCACGCAAUAUGCAUUUUACGUUAAAACAUAUACAAUAGCAACGGAGAGAUCUGGUGCACAAAGUAAGGUCACGUAUUUCACAACGAAACCGCAUGCACCUAGUGCUCCUAGAGGACUUUCAACCUAUAGUAAUUCCAGCAGCGAAUUAAUAGUCUCUUGGUUACCGCCUUUAAGAAAAAAUGGUAAUCUUACGCAUUACAGAAUCGUUGGACGUUGGGUACCGGAUGAUUCGAACUUUAUCGAUCAAAGAAAUUAUUGCGAUGAACCCAUGUCAUUGCCAGAAAAGAAAUCAAUGUCGGUAAUGGCCGAGGAGGAGAGAAAACGUGCAGAGGAAGAAAAGGAAUUGGCAAAGAUACCGGAAACGACAUCCUGCGAUUGUGCCGAUCGAGAAAUAGAUCAGUCCAUGCGCGAAAAGGAAGUAUCGAGUUCAAUUGCAUUCGAGGACGCUUUGCACAAUCAGGUUUACGUUAAACGAAUAGAUGCACGUAGGAGACGUGACACUAGCGAGAUAUUUGAAUUAGUUAAAAGAAGAGAUCGUAGUUAUUACUCCGAGAAGGAAUCGACGGCCGAUAAAAUAGUGAACAAUACUUAUAUCGUAUUCGACAGAGAGGUACCUAAUCCAAAUUUAAGUUUCGUCAUGAAAAAUCUUCGACACUUUGCCUAUUACAAUAUCGAAGUACAAGCAUGUCGAGAGGUUGUCAAGAAUGAUACAAAUGAUACUUGUUCGACCAAAAGUAUGAAGACCUAUAGAACAUUACCGUUGGAUAGUGCCGAUAAUAUUCCUGCGAAUACCUUCAGAUUGAGCAUUUCCGGUGAGAAUAACAGUCUGACAACUGUUACGCUUUAUUGGGCAGAACCACCGCAACCGAAUGGCCUGAUUGUUACCUAUCAAAUCGAAUAUAAAAGAGUGGAUAUACAGAACAUAAAAGCAACCGUAGUUUGCAUUACAAGACGUGACUUCACCAAAGCCGGCAAUUCUUACAUUCUUAAAGAUCUACCAGCUGGUAAUUAUUCGAUCAAGGUCAGAGCCACGAGUUUAGCCGGCAAUGGAAAUUACACAGAGGCACAAUACUUCUUCAUAAAGGAAUAUAAUAAUUUGGGAUUAUUUUGGAUAUUAUUUUGGUCAAUAUUAACAAGUCUAUUUGCAGUUAUGACGUUUGUAGGAUUUUAUAUAUGCAAAAGAAAAUUCAUGCGUAAUGUUCCUAGCAGAAGAUUAAUAGCAACGGUUAAUCCAGAAUAUGUUAGUAGCGUUUAUGUUCCCGAUGAGUGGGAAGUACCUAGAAAAAAAAUUCAUGUACUGAAAGAAUUAGGAAAUGGUUCCUUUGGUAUGGUUUAUGAGGGUUUAGCAAGGGACGUUGUCAAAGGGAAACCAGAAGUACGUUGUGCCGUUAAAACAGUCAAUGAAAAUGCAACGGAUAGAGAAAGAAUAGAAUUUCUUAACGAAGCAUCCGUAAUGAAAGCUUUCAACACUCAUCAUGUGGUAAGAUUGCUCGGUGUAGUGUCUCAAGGACAACCUACCUUGGUGGUAAUGGAGCUAAUGGUGAAUGGUGAUUUAAAGACAUAUUUGAGAAGUCAUAGACCGGACGUUUGUGAAAAUUUCUCUAGGCAACCACCAACAUUGAAAAGAAUCUUACAAAUGGCAAUUGAAAUAGCCGAUGGUAUGGCAUAUCUUGCAGCAAAAAAAUUUGUCCAUAGAGAUUUGGCAGCGAGAAAUUGUAUGGUUGCUGAGGAUCUCACUGUUAAGAUCGGUGACUUUGGAAUGACAAGGGAUAUAUAUGAGACUGAUUAUUAUCGCAAAGGUACAAAAGGUCUUUUACCAGUUAGAUGGAUGGCACCUGAAAGCUUAAAGGAUGGUGUAUUUACAAGUUUCUCCGAUGUAUGGAGUUAUGGGGUAGUUUUAUGGGAAAUGGUAACCCUUGCCUCGCAACCUUAUCAAGGUUUAUCGAACGAUCAGGUAUUACGGUAUGUAAUAGAAGGUGGUGUUAUGGAACGUCCUGAAAAUUGUCCAGACUCGCUUUACAAUUUAAUGAGACGUACUUGGUGCCAUAAAGCAACAAGAAGGCCAACCUUCAUCGAUAUAGCUACCAUAUUAUUACCGGAUGUCAAUUUGGAAGCCUUCGAACGUGUUAGCUUUUAUCAUAGUCCAGAAGGUAUCGAAGCGAGAAAUCAAAAUAUAUCUCAUUCGCCGCAAACAGACAAGGAUCUAGAAAUGACGACGCUUCAAGAUUUACGCGAGGAGGAAGCCGAGGGUGAUGAGGAUUCCCCAUUGCGCCAAGACUUUGGUGAUUUUGCUAGUUUCGAGCCUACCAGUAUUAAAAACAGUUUAAGCCCACGUUACACGUUAGAGCCAUACGGUGAGAAUUCAAAAACAAAGAGGACGAACUUUAACGAUAUGAAUUCGUCCAAGGUACCAUUGAAAGCCGGUUUCGAUGAUUUCGAUGGUAUUUCAGGAGAUUCAUUGGCAUCGAGCAAAGAUACUUUAAACUUGCCAUUUGUCGAGGAUAGUUUAAAAUCUGUUAAAAAUUCACCGUACAUUCAUGGUAAAAAUACAUCAAGAGGUAACGUCAGUCAAACGUCAGCGGCAAAAUCAACGAGUCCACAAAGUUUGAUCAAGCAACAACAACAACAACAACAACAACAACAGCAACAACAACAACAGCAACAACAAAGAACGUAUGCGGAGAGUCCAAAUUCUAUUAAAUGUAGAACAAAGAAUCCUGAUUAUGAAAAUAGUAGCCCAGAGAUAUUAGCCAAUAUUGAAAGGAAACUUGUAAUACCAUCGCAAUUAGAAUUAUCAUCGGUGGACACAAUAGACAUUGGUAUAGAUAUUGAUAAAAAGGAUGGUCUCUCGUCUACAGUUGAAUAUGUUAAUAAACCAGAGACAUUGAACAAUGGUUAUAUUGGUGGUAAUAAUAAAACAACGUAGUCGCAAUGAUAAAUCGUAAAUCUCCUCAAACUAUAUAAUAUAUAAUUAAGCAAACAAAGACUCAAAAUGGAAGACCAUUUAUUUCUUAUUGCUAUGAAUAAAAAGGAAGAGAGAGAGAGAGAGAGAGAGAGAGAAAAGAAAGAAGAAGAAAGAGAUAAAGGAGAAUUGUAAAAAAAAAGGCAGUGUCUAAAACGAAAGAAAUAUAUUUAUCAUUUUUUUUCUUUUUCUUUUUUUUUUUCUUUUUUUUUUCUUCUUUCCUUUUUUCAAUGAACAAUUUAAGUUGUAAUCUCGCAAAAGCGAACUUUCUACAAGUUUGAAAAGUAAUAAUUAAAAAUUGAGUUUACUUCUUUCUUUCUGUUAUAUAUACAUAUAUAUAUAUGUAUAUAUAUAUAGUUAAUAUAAAAACGUAACGACGUCUCAACUCCGUCUCUCUGACAUAGAUUAUUAAUAAUAUUAAUAAUAAUAAUAAUGUAAUCUAAUAAUAUAAUAAUAAUAAUAAUAAUAAUAAUAAUAAUAAUUAUUAUUAUUAUUAUUAUUAUUAUUAUUAUUAUUAUAAACUCAUCGUGCAUGUCCAUACAGCCAAUGAUUGAUCAUUGUUGAUCAAUUUGAUAUCAUAGAUCAAUUUAUAUAUAUUUAGAAGAUACUGCCUUUUUAAGGAAUAUUUCCUGAACGAUAGAAAGAUAAAGAUAAAGAGACA
Molecule: messenger RNA, 8067 nt
Organism: Vespa crabro (European hornet)
Lineage: Eukaryota; Metazoa; Arthropoda; Insecta; Hymenoptera; Vespidae
Gene: InR-2
Product: insulin-like receptor
Exons: 13
Coding region: 1779-7370 (1863 amino acids)
Biological process (GO): multicellular organism development; positive regulation of MAPK cascade; positive regulation of kinase activity
Cellular component (GO): insulin receptor complex; axon; membrane
Molecular function (GO): insulin receptor substrate binding; insulin receptor activity; ATP binding
Source: RefSeq, a predicted model, not a curated record